Aspergillus caelatus is the source of this 1419-nucleotide messenger RNA. Its product is annotated as flavin monoamine oxidase family protein. Lineage: Eukaryota; Fungi; Ascomycota; Eurotiomycetes; Eurotiales; Aspergillaceae. The record is from RefSeq and is a predicted model, not a curated record. The transcript has 3 exons. Gene Ontology annotation, molecular function: oxidoreductase activity. Bases 1 to 1419 code for a protein of 472 amino acids.
AUGGCGCCAUCCUCGAAUGAAGGCUUUCUAUGGACUCCAAAGGGGAGUACGUGUGGCCUCGAAACUGACGCUGUGCAGGAAAGCUCGCCAGUUAUCGAUGACCGCUAUGACGUGGUGGUAAUAGGGGCCGGGUUCACUGGUCUCAUUGCAGCACGAGAAUUGAGUCAGAGACACGAUUUGAAGGUGCUAUUAUUAGAGGCAAGAGAUCGGAUCGGUGGUCGUACAUGGACGGCACGAGCGCUAGGCGAAGAGCUGGAGAUGGGAGGAACUUGGGUUCAUUGGGCGCAACCUCACCUCUAUAGCGAGCUUCGCCGAUACGGACUACAUGUCAAUUUGAAGACUUCGGCCGGCACUGCUGCACCUACCAAGCAGAUGUUCAAACAGGGAACGGCACCCCCCCGAGAAAUAUCUACGGACGAUGCCAGUGAUAUUCUGGAGCGCAUUGCGCAGUCCUUCUUCACUGUCGAAGGGCGCAGCAGUCGACAGCUCAUGCCUUACCCUCAUGAUCUAUUCAGGCGACCUGCAUUGUGGAUGAAAUAUGAUCAUUGGUCAGUGAAAGACCGAUUAGACAGUCUUCAUGGGUUUUCAGAUUGGGAGAAAGAUUUGUUCGAAUCAAACACGAACACUUUCGGUAGUGCACCUGGGAAAGAUAUCGCAUUUACCGAAGCACUCCGGUGGUACGCCUUAGGUGGACACAGCAUGGCGGGGGUGUUCGAGCUAGCUGGAGUCUACAAGAUCGGGAAUGGGGGCAUGACUUCGUUUGCGCGAGCAAAUAAGUUGGGAGUCAGGAUCACCACCAGUCUUGGGCAACACAUCAAAGCAAAAUACGCGGUUUCUACUAUUCCUUUGAACUGUUUAGAGGAUGUGAGUUUCGACCCUCCAGUAUCUUCCAUUAGACAGUCUGCGAUGACGAAAGGACAUAUCAAUAAGGGCGCAAAAAUCCACUUCAAGCUCAAAGCAGCAGAGCCAGGAUGGUUUGCAACGGCCGAUUCUACCGACUCUGCCUAUGUUUUUGCGUUCUCCGACCACAACGGCACUCAGGGAUCAGAACCAUCCGGUACUUGGUGCAUUGGGUUCGGAUAUAAUAGACGCUUUGAUGAUAAGCAAAACCACCAUUAUAUUAUUGAUCGCUUCCGGAAGGAUAUUUAUCCAUCCGCCGACGUCGAAGGGUACGUAACUCACGACUGGGUGAAUGAUCCUUAUGCGAAAGGAGGUUGGGCUUGUUGGGGGCCUGGAUGUGCGUCCGCCUACCUCCAAGGGCUCCAGAAGCCCCAUGGGAGGGUUAUCUUUGCCAGUGCCGACUGGGCAGACGGGUGGAGGGGAUUCGUUGAUGGAGCAAUCGAGCAGGGUCAACAAGCAUCUCAAUGUAUCGUGGCAUCUCUCAAGGCAGAAGCGGAAACUUUGCGACCGAAGCUUUGA